AUGAGUGUUCCAGUAAGUGGUAGCAAUAAUACUUUGUUGUUUCGGCGGGAUACUACUUUUUUACCAUUAUUCAAGAAGAAGAGUAGUAUUAUUAAGAAGAAACGAAUGAAGAUGAUGAAGAUGACGAGGAUGCGCAAGAGAGAUGAUGAAGACGACGAAUUUGAUGACGACGAUGCGCUCACGACGACGAUUCAAAGACAAGACCAAGAAACGUUGCGAUGCAAACACAAACCGUUGUUUCGAGAGGACAAACCGUUUUUACCGCGAAAGAUUUUCUCCAACGUCGAAGGGACGUGGGCGUUUGAUACCGUCUCGAGACGGUUGCACGAAGAUAUUCUGGAAAGAGUCUUCAAGGACAACGCGAAGGAUAUCUUAAAAGACGCGUCUUCAUCAGCGUGUAAGAAAUUACGAAAGCUGCAAUGGGAGCUAGAGAAGAACGAAAAAGUCACGUACGUGGAGGAAGAUGGAGGCGAAGACGUGGAGACGUGGAAAGCGCUCAUGCGGGAACACGUGCAAAGUAAAACGAGAUGGCAAAGUAUCCCGUGGUUGGACGCGGAGUUUUACUUUUAUCGCAGAGUGUUGAGCGCGAUCGGGUAUUUCGACGCGAAGAGCGAAAACUUUGGUAAAGAUCCGUUUAAGAAGGAUAAGAGGAGAGGGUUGGAGGCGAGUUUGAAACCGGCGGUGAAUUUGGCGAAGAAGUUGAAAUCGUUCGACGCGAGGAAAGAGGCGGAUUUGAGGAGCAUGGUUUUCGUCUCUUUGUGGGGAAAUCGAGCGGAUUUGAGCAUUUGGGCGGCGGAGGACGCGGAGAAGACGGCGGGAGAGUACGCGAGCGGCGGAAGCGAUGGGGAAGACGAGGAUAAAAAGAACAAGAACGCGCUCUUAACGGACGAUUCAAAGGCGCUGUGCGCGUAUUUAGCGAGCGGGGAGUUGAAGGGUAAAUCGGUGUCUUUAGUCGUAGACAACGCGGGAUUCGAGUUAGUGUGUGAUUUGGCGUUGGCGGACGCGUUGACGGCGGUGUGCGACAGAGUUGUGUUGCGAGUUAAAGCGCACCCGACGUUCGUUUCGGACGCGACCGUCGAGGACGUUUGGGAACACGUGGAUUUUUUAGAGUCUGCGUCGUCGAGUAGUAGUAAUAGCAGCAGCAGCAGCGGCAGCAGUAGUAGUAGUGGUAAAAGUAACAAAAGCGAUAAAGCUAGUGAAGAGGGUAGGGAAAAAAGUAAAGAUGUCGAGGCGCGAAGAAAGAUGGCGUCGCGAUGGAAAAGCCACCUGUUGAGCGGUCGGUGGGUGGUUGAACCCGAUUUUGCGUGGUGUCAGCCGCAGCCGUUUUGGAAUUUGCCGGCACUCGCGAGAGCGUCGUUGAGUUCAGAGCUCAACGAUACCGGUUUAACGAUAAUCAAAGGCGACGCGAAUUACCGUCGACUACUCGGAGAUAGACUUUUUGAUCACUCAAAAGAUGCGUUUGAGGACGUCGUUGCGUACUUUCCGUCGCCAGUGGUUGCGUUGCGAAGUUUGAAAAGCGAGUUAGGUUGCGGCAUGCCGAAAGAAAAGUGCGAGAGCGCGAGGAAGGCGAGGAAGGAUUGGAUGACAUGCGGUGUAUACGGCGUCGUUCAGUUUGUGAGACAUCCGGUGCAACAAACUGCGGUGGCGGAUGCGGUCGUGAAUCAAGCAGAUCCGUUCGCGGAUUCGCACGAGCUGCAAAAAGUGCUAGUGGCCAUAGCCAACGCCUGCGCGGAAAUCUCGGAACGAGUAGCCGCGCAGCCGACACUAUCACCGUCGGAAAGAGGCUACACCGGGGAAACAAACGAAUCCGGAGACGUGCAAAAGAAACUGGACGUGUUUUGUGACGACGUUUUUGAGAAACAUUUGAUCGAACGCUUACACAAUAACGAGAGAAGCGUCGUAAAGGCGUAUUUUAGCGAAGAACGAAGCGAGAAAAUGGCCAAAAGCGGGGCGGCCGAGGAUGAUUUUAUCGAUUUCGGCGCGUCGUUUGUCGUCGUCGCCGACCCUUUGGACGGAUCGCGCAACGCCGAUAUCAACAUUCCCGUCGGUUCCAUUUUUGGUAUUUAUCAAUUCAAAAACAACGAAAAGCUCGAAGACGUCGUUUUGAAACCAGGACGAGAACUUAUCGCCGCCGGAUACGCGCAUUACGGCAAAGCAACAUCCUUCGUCUGCGUCCCUGGACCAAACGCGAACGCCUGCGAGUUUUGUCUCGACGAGAAAACGAAAGAGUUUAAACUCGUCAAAGACAAAAUAACUAUUCCGGAACGCGGUCAAGUCUACUCCUUGAACGAUGCCAGAGAACCCGAUUGGCCUUCCGGUUUGAAAAAAUACAUCGACGACGUGCGCCGGGGCGACGGCGAAAGCGGGAAGAAAUACUCCGCGCGAUACAUCUGCGCGCUCACGGCUGAUUUCCAUCGAACGAUACAAGAAGGCGGGUGGUGCGGAAACCCUCGCUCUCACUUACGCGUCGUGUACGAGUGCAACCCGCUCGCGUUUGUCGCGAAAGCCUGCGGAGGCCGCGCUUCCGACGGCGAACGAGACAUAUUAGACAUUCUCCCUGCUGACUUUCACGAAAAAACGCCGCUCUUCGCGGGAUCUAGCGAAGAUAUCGCCGAGAUUGAAAAGUAUGAAAACGUGAAACAAACCGAAGGUGGCGGGUAUAAGAUUUAA
Molecule: messenger RNA, 2670 nt
Organism: Bathycoccus prasinos
Lineage: Eukaryota; Viridiplantae; Chlorophyta; Mamiellophyceae; Mamiellales; Bathycoccaceae
Product: fructose-1,6-bisphosphatase
Exons: 1
Coding region: 1-2670 (889 amino acids)
Biological process (GO): carbohydrate metabolic process; DNA damage response
Cellular component (GO): cytoplasm; nucleus
Molecular function (GO): fructose 1,6-bisphosphate 1-phosphatase activity
Source: RefSeq, a predicted model, not a curated record